AGUUCUGGCGCAGGAUGUCUGAGAGGCCGGGCCCUGCGCCCGUGAUCUUGUUUUCGGGGAGCUCACCGAAGCGCGUCCUGGUCUCCGUCAUCAAGACCACCCCUGUCAAGCCGCCCCGCGCAGGCAGCGAGGAGCUCGCCCGAGCCCCGCCGCCGCCGCCCAUCCCCACCAGCCCGGGCUUCAGCGACUUCAUGGUGUACCCCUGGCGCUGGGGGGAGAACGCGCACAACGUCACUCUCAGCCCUCCGCCGGCGGCGGGCCAGCCUCUCCGCGAUGCGGGCGGCGGGGACGGCCGCGGGGCCAGGGGCGCGGGCGGCCGCGCCGGCGCAGACGACGAAGAAGCGGGCAGCCCGGACAGCGGCAUUGGGAGCAGCGGGCACCUGAGGGAUGGGAUUAGAAGAGGCCGACCAAGAGCAGACACCGUUCGAGAUCUAAUAAGUGAGGGAGAGCAUUCUUCUAGCAGAAUUCGCUGUAAUGUUUGCAACAGAGUCUUCCCACGAGAGAAAUCUUUACAGGCACAUAAAAGAACUCAUACAGGUGAAAGGCCUUAUUUGUGUGACUACCCUGAGUGUGGGAAAGCUUUUGUUCAGAGUGGGCAACUUAAAACGCAUCAGCGUCUCCAUACAGGAGAAAAACCUUUUGUCUGUUCAGAAAAUGGAUGUGUAAGCAGAUUCACCCAUGCAAACCGUCACUGUCCCAAGCAUCCAUAUGCAAGGCUGAGGAGAGAGGAACCUACGGACAGCCUGAAUAAAAAACAAACCGCAGCUAAUAAAGCUGUUGCUGAAUGGCUGGCAAAAUACUGGGAGACGAGAGAGCAGCGCACUCCUACAUUGAGAAGCAAAACUACUCAUAAACCUGAUCAGGAGCAGCAGGAUCCCAUGGAGUAUCUUCAGUCUGAUGAAGAUGAUGAGGAGGAAAAGAAUACUACCCAUUCAACUGCCUGUAGCCGCCUUCAGGAACAGCGUGAACGCUUGCAUGGGGCAUUAGCACUCAUUGAGCUUGCAAACCUGGAUGGAGCUCCACUGCGACAGUAGUAGAAAAUCUGAACCUGCUGAUAAAUGUACUGCAUUUUGGUACUUAAACCAGUUAGCUCCUCAGCAUAAGCUAAGCACCUUAUUUGCUUUCAUAGGCUGCUAUUUUGUAGAAUUUAUGAAGAAUGUUGUUGCCCCAAGAAGACGGGGUAAGAGAAUUGCACUUUUUUUGUAAGGUAAAGUCAGACAUAAAGCUUUUUAAAGUAUUUUGUAAAUAGACUGCGUAAUGCAGGGUGAAAAAUUCAUGAGAUUGAAUGCUAGAUUUGCAAGGUUAGGACUGUGCUGCUAUUCACAAUUACAUGGAAGUAAGCCACUGUGCAAUCAGGGGGACUUUCCUCCAUGUAAAAGUGUUUAAUACAGGAUGCCAGUCUUUCUUGGAUGCAGUUCUCACAGGAAGCACUUUCUG
Euleptes europaea (tarantolino) is the source of this 1437-nucleotide messenger RNA. RefSeq names its product zinc finger protein 367 (gene ZNF367). Gene Ontology annotation, biological process: homophilic cell-cell adhesion. The transcript has 5 exons. Gene Ontology annotation, cellular component: cell-cell junction. The record is from RefSeq and is a predicted model, not a curated record. Gene Ontology annotation, molecular function: ionotropic glutamate receptor binding. Lineage: Eukaryota; Metazoa; Chordata; Lepidosauria; Squamata; Sphaerodactylidae. Bases 15 to 1034 code for a protein of 339 amino acids.